ACUUUUAAACUCUUUGCUUGGAUUUCAUUCAAAGGAAUAGAGAACACAGAGAGUCAUCAAAUGCAGGGUCACUCAACUUCCCAGCACCUCUCUCUUAUCUCUGCUUCAGAUGUCACCCCUAGCCCCUCAUCCUUCCUUGUUCCUGAGGGAUCCUCCCUUGCUGGAAAGCUCACUGGCUUCUUCCUUGCCACCAUUGGGAAAAUUUCCCCUUUGUGGCCCUCACCAUGUUAUUUUCCCAAGGCCAUUCUGACCAGCCAAAUCCAGCUUCAAAACAGGAAGCCCCAGGACAGUACCCUGUGUUAGCCUAAGGUUUAAGUAGUCAGAGUUUCCUGAGUGUGACCCACAUACACAUCCCGGCUCUGCCCAGCCCCUGAGAGUGUUCAUUAGCCCUGGGCACUUAUCUUGGAGCCACAGCUGCUGACAGAGUCCUGGCCCUAUACUCUGUCUGCCCUGAGCCUGCAGUGCCAUGGGGAACUGCCUGCACCCGGUGGAAACCUCCUUUUCACUAGACAAGAAUGGAACUCAGUUUCCUUUGGAUAUGGAAGAUUAUUUCUAUGACAAUAACAUCACCUAUGAAUCAAUGGAUAACUACAGCAUUGGAGCAGCUGCUCCCUGCCACUCCUGUACUCUACUUGACAAUUCUUCACUGCCCUUCUUCAUCCUCACCAGUGUCCUGGGCGUGCUGGCAAGUGGUAUCAUCCUCUUCGCAAUUCUCAAGCCUUUCUCCCGCUGGCAGAUCUGCCCCAGCUGGCCUGUUCUGGCACAGUUGGCAGUAGGCAGUGCCCUCUUCAGCUUUGCAGUGCCUGUCCUGGCACCAGGGUUAAACAGUGCCCAUAGCACAGGGCUGUGUUUCCUGGGCUACUGGACCUGGUACACUUCAGCUUUCGCCCAGGCUCUGCUGAUAGUGUGCUAUGCCUGCCUGAACCCCAGACUGGGUAUAGGUCAAAUCCGUGGCCUCAUCUUGGGACUCACUGUAGGAGUUUGGGUAGCAGCUGUCCUAUUAGGGCUGCCUGUCACCUUGGCCAGUGACAUUUACAAUGGCCUCUGCACCCUUGCAUCCAACAAGGACCUGGAAGCUUUGAAGUCCACACAUUCUGCAAUCUGUUUUACCAUCUUCACUGUGUUACCACUGGCUCUUUUGGCAGCCACAGGGCUGAGGAAGGCAUUGGGCAAGGGGCCAGGCCCCUGGGUUAGUGUCCUGUGGAUCUGGUUCAUUUUCUGGUGGCCUCAUGGGAUGGUUCUCAUAUUUGAUGCUUUGGUGAGGUCCAAAAUAGUGUUUCUGCAAUCAUGUCCAUCCCAGCAGAUUCUAGAUGUGAUGCUGAACCUGGCAGAAGCCCUGGCUGUAUUGCACUGUGUGGCUACACCCUUACUCCUGGCCCUCUUCUGCCACCAGACCACCCGUAGAUCCUUGCCUUCUCUAUCCCUCCAUGCAAGACAGUCUUUUCAUAUGGAUGCCUUUGCAGUUAAGUCCUAGUUCUUUCCCCACAUGUCAACCUAAAUUAAAGUCUAUACUGCUUUUAUGAA
Molecule: messenger RNA, 1524 nt
Organism: Phodopus roborovskii (desert hamster)
Lineage: Eukaryota; Metazoa; Chordata; Mammalia; Rodentia; Cricetidae
Gene: Ackr1
Product: atypical chemokine receptor 1 (Duffy blood group)
Exons: 2
Coding region: 467-1474 (335 amino acids)
Biological process (GO): inflammatory response; chemokine-mediated signaling pathway; regulation of chemokine production
Cellular component (GO): membrane
Molecular function (GO): C-C chemokine binding
Source: RefSeq, a predicted model, not a curated record